Messenger RNA from Micropterus dolomieu (smallmouth bass), 6510 nucleotides. It is a transcript of the gene arhgef37, whose product is annotated as Rho guanine nucleotide exchange factor (GEF) 37. Lineage: Eukaryota; Metazoa; Chordata; Actinopteri; Centrarchiformes; Centrarchidae. Gene Ontology annotation, molecular function: protein binding; guanyl-nucleotide exchange factor activity. The coding region runs from base 468 to 2780 and encodes 770 amino acids. The transcript has 16 exons. The record is from RefSeq and is a predicted model, not a curated record.
CGUCGUGUUCGUUUGUUCUUGUCGCGAACUUGACCGGCGGCUGACUGACAACAGGUGAACGGGAGUUCAGCGGCAGAAACGCAGAGCUCAGGACACCAGAGCGGGAUUAAAUACGCGAUGAGAAGACGGUAACAAAAAAGAAAAUCCUGACAGUCCUUUUGCAAUUGGAAGAGGAUGGGACGUCCUACGGUGCUUUUGUUUCCUGUGAGAGGAAAACUUCAAUCACGUCAAUGCCCCGUCAUCAUUGGUCCGCUUAAUGUUUCAUGAAACCUCCCUAGGUGUUGUCUGAUUGGUUCUUCAUUGUACUGUGACGACUUGACAGCCAAUCCGCAUCUGUCUGGCAGCGCCUCUGCAGCAGAUUUCUGCUUCAGCUGGGACAGAGCACAACAAGACAGAGACAGAGAGAGAGAGGGGAGAUCGAGGUUCAACACUGCUGAAUUGGGGGUUUUGCACAAGUGAUCACCAGCAUGGAGGUGCCCAGGAGGCCUCAGCCCUCCUCUUUCACACUGGCUUUCCCUAAACCGGCCUCAACUGCCCUGUCUCCCCUCGGAGCUGUAGAGAAGCUCCAGGAGAAGAAGGAUGGGAUCGUAGAGAACGAUCAAUUCGGAGAAGAGACGUUCAGUACAGAGGAGGAGUCAGAUGUGUCUGUGACCUCAGAACUUGUAGAUACAAAUGCUUCCACUAUGGAAAGAAAUUUAAGGCUUUCCUCGCAGGAUAGUUUCUCAGAGGAGAACUCAAUAUCAGAGGAGAUGUUGGCGGAGGAGGCAAAAGAGGCCAAAAAGAGGUCUGAAGAGGAGGAAGCAGCAGCUAAAGAGAGGGCAGCCCAGAGACAGAUGCUGGCCAUAGAGGAACUGGUCCAGUCUGAGAGGAAUUACCUGCGACUACUGCAAGUUAGCACUGUGACCAUCAGGAGCAACCUAGAGAAACUACAGCCACCUCUUGCCAACCUGGACAGCAUGUUUCUAUAUAUAGCAGAUGUGAUGGAUGUGUCAAGUCAACUCCUCAGCCUGCUGGACCAGAAGCAGGUUCAGCCUGGAGAACCUCUCUUCUUGGAGACACUCUGUAAUUCGUUCCUCAGCCUGUCUUCAGACAUUGAAGCAGCCUAUAAGGAAUACCUGGCCAACUACAACAACGUUACAGUGGUGGAGAACAGCUACAAACAGAAGGAAGCGCUCUGGAAUGAGAUUGUCAAAGUCAUCAAGAGCUCAGCGCCUGAAGUGAAUGCCACCUCUUUGAGUUUCUUCUUGGUGAUGCCGGUGCAGCGGAUUGCACGCUACCCCCUCCUUCUGCAGACCAUCCAGAAACACACUGACAGAUCCCACCCAGCAUAUGCACUUCUGGAGGAGACCGCUCACACGUCCAUCGCCUUGAACUGUCGCAUCAAUGAGUACAAACGCUUCAGAGAAGUUGCGGACAAAUACAAGAAGACAGAAUUCCUGACCAUAAAGGACAAGUUCAACCGCCUCAACACUCACAGCAUCGUAAAGAAGACAACGAGGAUCAGCCAGUACAUCAAACAUGAGACUGGAAUGGCACCUAAGCUUGUGGAUGAGGAGUUUGAUGCCCUGCAAGGUUUCUUUGAUGUCCUGGAUCAUGGGAUCCUGGAGCUCCUUGAGAACAUAGAGACAUAUCUGCACCACCUACAGGCGUUCCUGGCCUGCAAAACAGAGGAGUUUGACUUGGACAUGGAUGGAGAGAAGGCACCUAUUUGCUACAAGGAGAUCACUACCGCCCUCAGACAGUGGAUUCUUCCAACAUUUGAGAAGAGGAUGAGGACAUUAAUCCACAAGCCGCUGUGUGCACUCCGUGACCUCCUGGUGGGCCCAAGGAACCUGAUCAGGAAAAGACUGGACAAGCUGCUCGACUAUGAAGUGAUUUGUGACAAAUCCAGUCUGAGCUAUGAGGAACAGGCAGUGGCCAACACGUACAGGACAAUCAACACGUUGCUCCUCAAUGAGCUUCCUCAGUUUAAUGGUCUGGCUCUGCAGAUGAUCUGGAGCAUGUUAGGGACGUUCAGCUGUCUGCAUAAAGACCUCACCUCAGACAUGGAGCAACUGUUCCAGAGCUUUGCACAACAGCUUCCUCACAGCUCUCUUGACCCCAGUGCAUUCUGGGGGUGGGCCGAGUCUGCAGUGUUGGAAGGUGCGAGGAGGCUGCAGACUUUGUGUCAAAGUGUAGAGGACACGCUCAAGGCGCCCUUUGUCCAGCCUCUGAGUCCAUCCUCUCAGCGCCGUCUGAAGCAACUUACAGAUAAGCACGGCUCUGGAAAAAUCUACCAGGUGAUCGGGACGGCGGUGGCCAGCCGGGACCUGGACCUGAACCUGGCCAAAGGGGAGCUGGUGGCCAUUAUCACUGAGGAAGAUAGCCGCGGAGACAAACGAAGAUGGCUGGUCGAUGCAGGAGGCAGAAGAGGGUACGUUCCUUCCUCGAAGCUGCUUCGCUAUCACCAGGCAACAGAGGAGCCGCCCCCUUCGCCGCACGUGACCCUUCCUGAGGAUCUGACAGCAAUGAGAAGACACUCCUACACCCCAGAGGGCCGGCCACUGAGAGUCACGAGCCAGCUGUUCUUCCAGGUGUUUGCGGCCUAUGACUUCAAAGCCAGAGGAAACCAUGAAGUGUCUGUUCGGUCAGGCGAGCCAGUUCGUGUCCUUGAGCCCCACGACAAACGAGGGAACCCUGAGUGGAGUCUGGUGGAGGCGAGAGGUGGGCAGAGAGGCUACGUGCCCUCCAACUAUCUCACAAUCAUGCCUGUGGGGACUGGGCCACCUGGCAAAUACUAGCCCCGCUGCUAAGAGCGAAGGACGGAAGAAGACAUACCGCAGUGUGAACAUAUACAGUAUGACAAGGAUUUCACCAAUACUGUCUUUAGAAGGAUUACAGUAUUGUUGUAAUGAAGCUGCCUCUACUUCUCAAAUAGCAUGUAUCUACACAGUGACCAUCAGUUAUUUUGUUUUUAAACCAACAUUAGAGACAUUAAAUAUAAUAUUUUGAUGGGCCACAGUGUUAAUUUAACACUGUAAUUUUUUUUCUAUAUACAUUUCCUGUGCAAACCAGUAUGGUGAGAUUUUUAAAAUUGCUAGGAAAAGAAAGUAAAUGUCAAGUCAUGUAAUUUUAUUUAUAUAGUCCAAAAUCACAGAUUUGCCUCAAAGGGCUUUACAAUCUUUACAGCAAAGAACACCCUCUGUUCUUAGAUGCUGAUUGGUAAGGAAAGAAAGAGAAAAUCUUCCCAUCGUAACCUUUCACAAGUGAAGGCUUAUUGGCCUUUUCUAUUGUAAUUUCAGCACUAAUUCUAAAAAAAAAUAGCUUGCUGGUGCAACAGUAUGAAAAUGUCAGAAAGCCAGAAAAAGCGUAAAGCUAAUGGUUUAAGAGGCUAAAAGAUGUGCAAGAGGAUAUUUAUACAUUUGGUCGGUAAACCUGUAGAGGUGAUUACAUGAGGCAUUUUUAUUCUGAUUGGCUAUUAUUCCGAUUAUUAGUGGAAUACUGGGCUCCAUGGAAAAGCAGUUAGAUCUUCUUCACUGUGGACAUGGCUAGACAUAAUCCUUGACCUUAUUAAUGUUAAUAUUUGUGACACACAGGAAAAAAUGAAGGACUCUGUAGCUGGCAGUUAUAUGCUGUGUUGCUAAUGAGCAGCACAGAUUCUUGCUGAGAUGGAAAUUUAACUCUGCAUUUAACUGCAUUUUACCGCUGAAGGACAAUCUUCAGGUUGCACUGCAAUUUUUUUUAUGAUCAUUGUUUAAAAAGCACCAGAGACUAUGGGUGAAUAGUUUUGAAGGUGAAUGGGGGCUAUCUCAGCUGUCUGAGGUGAGGGAAGUUGACUUAUAUCCCAUGAUCCUCAGCAGGACAUAAGGACACUUGAAUUGAAAAUGAUGAAAAGAUUGCAUGUUCUCAUUAGUGUGCCCGUGUAUUACCGAACUAACUGCAAAAAGUGUGUGUGCGUCUGUAUGGAUGAUAAGAAGUUGGGCUGGUGUGUGUGUGUGUGUGUGUGUGUGUGUGUGUUAAGACUCCUCCUCACCUGGAGGCAGGAGCAAUGCUAUAUCGAGACUGACAGGUACACAGCGCUCUCAUCAUCUCAGACUGUGUAAUGUGAUGUAAAUGCAAAAUGUCUCCAGGGCCGAGUAGCAGAGAAAGAUGGAGAGGGGAGAGGUGGAGGCAGAGAUGUAAAGACAGACGAAGGUAUUCAUACGAUAAACUGAAACAGAUGGAGGGUAACAAUAAGAGACUAAAUUGCUCCUUAGAUAUAAAAUAGUGUAGACUGGACUGGCAUUUAAUUGUUUGUGUCUGUUUAGUGAACGUUUGCCGCUUCAGUAUCUUCUUGUUACAAAGAGGAACCACCCUUCACUGAAAAAAAAAAAGUACCAUGUACUAAGUAUGUCCACUUCUGUAUCUAUAAGUCGUUUUAUUUUUACACAUUUUAUUUCUGUUUUAAAGUCAGUGUAUUUUAAAAUAUGCAUUUUUGGUUGUACGUCAUUCCUAUCUCUUUAAGUUAACAUAUUUAUCCUGCAAACCUACUUUUUAGAUUUGGAGUCAAGUCUUCAUCUCCAGCAGUUUGUUAUGUUUAACAAUAUAUUUAAAGCUUAAAAAAUAUUAUUGAAUGGUUAAAGGAUCCUGAUGUCCACCAGAAUAUUGAGCUAUCCCUUAUGUGACAAAAUAAUUUCAUGUCUCAACAUGUCAGCAUUAAUGGAAAAGACCAAAUCAUCAAAACUUUGCCAACUAAGAAUGCGGAUUAAGAUAAUUGUGAUUAAGCCCCACCCCUUUCAUUUUAUACUCCAAUCACCGCUGAACAAGAAUUCAGACAACUUCCGAGGAGUAGAACAAACUAAAUGUCAGACUUGUAAAUAGCGUUCAUGUUAACAUCCAACUCAUUAUUAUGUUGGGGACACUUUUUUUUCUGAAACCUCAGUUAUAGCCAACUUGAUAUUUAACAAAAUAGAAGUGCCUGAAAACCAAACAAACAUGGACGCUUCAACAUCAGCUAUAGUCUGCCUUUCAAUAUUAUUUAACCCUAAUUCAAUGGAUAUGGUGGUAUAAUGUCACAUGUCCAACUCUGUAAUCAUACAACCGUUUUGAUGAUAUGAAUAUUUCAAGUCAUGAACAAGGGAAUUUUGCGCAUAAAUUCCAUCCAUCCAUCACAUGUUAUGUGAACACAGCACAGUGUCUCCCAUGAUUAGCAAGAUAUUGAGGAUAUUUUUGAAAGGAAAAGCGACAUUUAAAUCUUUAUGAUAAUUUUUCCAGCACGGUGGCAUCUGUUGACUGAAUAUGACUCCUGAACGUGUUACACGAGCAUGUUUUGCAUAAAAUUGACCCCUUUCCCUCUGGAUUGUGCUGUAUCAGCUGCUGUGCGAGUGAAACAGAGGGAGGGAGGCUGGGAUUCAGCUGCUCAGCUGGAGCUUAGCUUUUCCCAUCCGUCUGAAUGUCAGGACGGAGCAGAGCAGCAGGAGAGACAGAGAGUGUGUGUGUGAGAUGUUACCAAAAUACCAAAUGUCCUCAAGGUUAGCAAGAUGAAGGAAAAUAAAGAAAAUCCCACAACCUGACAACAUUUUACCUGCUUUCACCUCUUCAAAGCCAGUUUAGGGAGAAACAGAAAAAUGUUGUUAAAAACAGGUGAUGGCAUUAAACCUUGCUUUUUGGAAUCUGUUCUGCUAUUAAGUAUUUAUUUUUAAUAACCAUUAAUGGCAAAGUAAUAGUGUGAAGCUGCUGUCGGUGAUGCUCUCUGCAAUUUUGAAUCAAUUUUGUAUUUCUUAAUAGUUAAAUAUUUUCUUAUUCCUUAUGGAAACCUGGCCAAAAAUGUAGAUAAUGUAAAAACUAAACUUAGUUACAUUACCAAUUAUUUCACCCUGGAAAAGAUUGAGAGCCAUUUGCUUGUGAUAUAUGAUAUGAAGUAGCAGCGGGUUUAUGUAAAAUCUUCCUUUGUGAUCAGAAACUGGAUAAUGUAAUGUAAACUGGAUAAUGUAUGGACCACACAUGUCAGGUUUGGUGACGUCCUUACAGAUGUGUGUGUGUGUGUGUUUGUGUGUGCGUGCGCCUAAAGAGGCUUUAAUUUUUCACCUCUCUACCACUAGAGGGAGUAGGAGACUUUGGUUGAUGUGAAAGCCUGUGUAUUUUUCACCCUGAACUGAAAUGUGUGUGUGUGUGUGUGUGUGUGUUUGUUAGACCUCUUUAACUUUGUCAGUAUUAGUUGUUGCCUGAGAACAGACCCUGAGCAUAAUCCUCUACGUUCUGUUCAUAUUGUUCAGUUUACCUCAGAUUUUUUUUAUGGGCCCACUGUCAAACCAACAUUUGAUGUGUAACAUGUUUAACCUGUUGAUGAUCUUGUUUUGUACAUCAUUUUCUGUUUAUAAUUUAUUGUUUUGUAUCUGUGUUUACUCAUACUGUUGUUUUAACUUAUUUGACGCAACAGGGCACACACAGUAUUCACAGAGCAGAUGCAGAGUUUCUGCAGUGCAGCAGUAGAAUCUGUCAGCGCAGCUGUGAACUGACUGAGUGGCUUCAAUAAAACUAAACAGAAACCUG